GAUAGCAUUGAAGAGUGGGUGCAGCUCAAGCAGGACUCUAUUCGCUCAUUCAAGCUUGAACACGGUGAGGAUCUUGAUGAGACCAAGCCCAUGUCGGAACGCGAUGAGAUGGUCCGCGAGGUUCGUGAAAUCCCUGUCAAGGUUGAAUCGGAAUUGGAAGUCGAGGAAGUCGAUGUCUAG
Messenger RNA from Seminavis robusta, 180 nucleotides. The record is from the annotation of a GenBank genome assembly. NCBI's taxonomy places the organism in Eukaryota, Bacillariophyta, Bacillariophyceae, Naviculales, Naviculaceae.